CACAGUACACAACAAUCAACAAUAGCAAUUAGCAUCAAAAAAUAAAAUUAAUAAAAAUUAAUAUUGAUAUUUUCUUAAUCUCACUCUCAAAUUAAAAUCAUACUUUUUAAAAUAACAAACUAUGAGUAUGAAAAUAAAUGUGUGUCGUGUGUGCCUGGAACCUCACCAAAAUGAUUGUGUAUCUCUCUCUGAGAAAUACCAAGAUUUCAUCCUCUACGAAUUCAUCAACACAAUAACCAAUCUCAAAAUCAGGCUGAGCGACGGCCUUCCGGAUAAGAUAUGUAAAUCUUGCCAUUCCCAGCUGAUAUCGUCGAUAGAUUUCAAAGAAAAAUGUGAAGCGUCUGACGUUAUAUUGCGAUCUAAUCCUGUUAAAGUGGAAAUUACAUGCUCCCCAGUAAAAAGAGAGGAUGCAGGUGAUACCAUCAAAAUAGAAUACGAUGACGUCUAUUGCGACAAUACUCUCGAUUAUCCGCUGGAUUCAGAGUCUGAGCAUGAUGUUAAAGAAGAAGAAAACAAUGAAAAGUGUGUUGUUUAUCCCAUACAACAAUCUGAAGAGGAACCAGAUAUUAAGACAAAGAAUGAAUUGCGACCGAGUCGAGCUAUAGACCUGAAGCUGAUAUGUGAUGACUGCGGCGGUUCAUUCAAAUCCAAAUGCAAGUUGAAAGUUCAUUGGAAAAAGACCCAUAUGUAUGAUGCUUUAGUAUGCCCAUACUGCAAACGAACAUUCAAGAGCUAUAGAGCAUUCCACGUCCACAAAAAGAAGAAAACCCAGUCCUGUAAGACUGCUUCUAAUGAAAAUGUAACCGUAGAGGGAGUGGGAAGAGGGAGAAUAUUCUGUUGUAAGCAGUGUAACUACAGGAGUAAAAGAGCCAAAGAUAUGUCUUCACACAUCGUCAUCCACACCGGGGACAGGCCAUUUAAAUGCGACAUAUGUUCAAAAACGUACACCCAGCUUAGUUCUCUCCAAGGCCACAGAGAAAUUGCUCACAAGCUGUACAUCCUUCAAAUGACAUGCCACAUUUGUGGCAAGUUUGUGAAAGGUCGUCGGCGAGUGAGUAGACAUGUACGGAGCCACUCCCAAGUCGAUUGCCCAGUGUGUCACAAAACAGUAACCAAAUUGUCAAUUUUACAACACAUGAAAAGGCAUAGUGGUAUCAAAGGUUACACAUGUGAAAAGUGCGCAUCCACAUUUUAUACUAUGGCCGAGCUGUGCAAUCAUAAGCGUUGGAAGCAUAGCAAGACAGCGUUUAAAUGCGAUCAGUGCGACUUCACUACUAACAGAGAGCAAGCUAUGAAAAGGCACAGGGUUAGACAUUCUGAUCAAAAUAUCCCCUGCACCAUUUGUGGAAGAUUUUUCCUUUCGAAUGAGAGGCUGGUGUUGCAUCAAAAGGUGCAUUUCACUGAGAAGAAACAUGGCUGUUCACAUUGUGAAUCAAGGUUCUUUAAGAGGGAUUCUUUAAGGAGGCACUUGAAGGCAAAGCACUCUGUAAAACUCCCAGAUGUAAAGACAGCUACUCUUAUUGUUAAAACUGAGACAAAUGGUCUGUUGCAAGCUGAAGUGACUGAAUGAUUGCUUAAACUAAAGUGAUAUUUAACAUAUUAAUUAACUUAAACAAAUAAGAUCAUAGUUUUUUUCUCCCAUGUAAAAAUACAUUAUAAGGCAACUAGAAAAUGGAUUCUGACCUUAAACUUGUGCUGUGUGAAUUUCAUCUAUUUAUUUGGUGGUACAAAGUGAAGCCCACCAGUGUGGGUAUCUCUGUUACCGCACGCUUAGUUCGUCAGUCAAUUGUUCGUUUUCUGUGCAAUCGAGAGAACAGCAUAGAAAUUUCCAUUGCCAUACCUUAUUACCCAAACCCAACCAAUUUUAUUAUAAUUUGUAUUUGACCAAUUUGUAUUGAAUUUCAUUAUUUGAAAGCCUUAGUCAAAAGGGACUUAAAAAGGGGUUAUUUUAUGCUUUAGACAUGGCAAUGGGUGUAGUAAUGUAAAAAAUAUUUU
Maniola jurtina (meadow brown) is the source of this 1995-nucleotide messenger RNA. RefSeq names its product zinc finger protein 271-like. NCBI's taxonomy places the organism in Eukaryota, Metazoa, Arthropoda, Insecta, Lepidoptera, Nymphalidae. Gene Ontology annotation, molecular function: DNA-binding transcription factor activity, RNA polymerase II-specific; RNA polymerase II transcription regulatory region sequence-specific DNA binding; zinc ion binding. Gene Ontology annotation, biological process: regulation of transcription by RNA polymerase II. The record is from RefSeq and is a predicted model, not a curated record. Bases 122 to 1570 code for a protein of 482 amino acids. The transcript has a single exon. Gene Ontology annotation, cellular component: nucleus.